UAUUUUUUUUCGCGGGGAAUCCCAAACGUCUUUCUGAUAACUCAAUAAAAAUAAUAAAACAGAAAAGAAAUGAGCGAAACGCAGGAAACUGUUGGAGAAAAUGAAGCUCCCGAGCAGCCGAACUUGGAAAAUGUCUCACAAGAUCCUGAGACAGAGAAAUCGGAGCGAGCGACAAAGUUACCCAUGGCCAGAAUUCGUACUUUAAUUAAGGUUGAUCCGCAUGUUACAAUUGCGAGCCAGGAAUCGGUUUUCUUGAUUGCGAAAGCAACCGAACUUUUUGUUGACAGUCUUGCGAAAAACAUGUACAGAAUAACUCAACAACAAAAGAGAAAAACCAUUCAGAAAAAAGACCUUGAAGCUGUCAUUGAGGUUAUGGAUGAGUUCGCUUUUCUUGAUGGAACAACAGAAUGAUAACUAAACACUAGAACGCUUCAAAAUAGAAAAUAUCCACACUGCCAAGUUGUAUAUCAACCAAUGACCGGUUCAGUAUCUUUUCCUUUUCAGUAUCCCUGGCCUUGAAACAGGAGGCACUGAUGCUGUAGUUUGUUGGUAAUUAGUUCUGGGCGCAAACUGGUUUCUAAAUUCUUGUUCGUCUUUCAGUGUCUGUAUUUCUCUUUUAAGUUUUUGUAUUUCUAUUUUUGAUUCUUCUUGUAUGUGCUGCAAUUUCUGGUAAAUAAAAUAUUAUUGCGCGAAUUUU
Molecule: messenger RNA, 697 nt
Organism: Ciona intestinalis (vase tunicate)
Lineage: Eukaryota; Metazoa; Chordata; Ascidiacea; Phlebobranchia; Cionidae
Source: RefSeq, a predicted model, not a curated record